Molecule: messenger RNA, 1146 nt
Organism: Striga hermonthica
Lineage: Eukaryota; Viridiplantae; Streptophyta; Magnoliopsida; Lamiales; Orobanchaceae
Source: the annotation of a GenBank genome assembly
AUGGUUUCCUUUUCCUCCAUUCAACCAACCACCACCACCAAUCCACCGCUGUCGUCCGCCGCCGCCGCCAAAACCUCCAUCAUUCCCCAUCAAUUUUCCUUCUCCCCCUCGCCUCCGCCGGGACUUCACCAUUGCCGCGGCGGUGUCCCCCGCCGCCGCCUCCGCGUCCGCGCAAUCGACGCCGCCCAGCCGUACGACUACGAGGCCCACCUCGUCACCCGUUUUGCCCAGUCCACCAAGCUCAAAAUCGCCAUCAUCGGCUUCGGGAACUUCGGCCAAUUCCUGGCCAGGGCUUUCGUCCGGCAGGGCCACACCGUCUACGCCCACUCCCGAUCCGACCACCACGGCGCCGCGCAGUCGAUGGGCGCCGCCUUCUUCCCCGAUCUGCACGACCUCUGCGAGCAGCACCCUGACGUCAUCCUCAUCUGCACCUCCAUCAUCUCCACGGAGAAGGUCCUCAGAUCCAUCCCCCUCCAGCGCCUCCGCCGGAACACACUCUUUGUGGACGUCCUCUCCGUCAAGGAGUUCCCCAAGAACAUCUUCCUCCAGAUCCUUCCCUCACACUUUGACAUCCUCUGCACUCAUCCCAUGUUCGGUCCUGAGAGCGGCAAAAACAGUUGGCAAAACCUUCCCUUCGUGUUCGACAGAGUACGGAUUGGGGACGAGGAUUCAAGGAUCAGCAGGGCCGACACCUUUCUGGACAUCUUUAAAAAGGAAGGCUGCACCAUGGUAGAGAUGAGUUGUGCCGAGCACGACAAGUACGCGGCUGGCUCCCAGUUUAUUACUCACACGAUGGGUAGGAUACUUGAGAAGCUGCAGCUUGAGAGCACGCCCAUCAACACCAAAGGUUACGAGACACUGUUGAAAUUAGUGGAGAAUACAGCCAGCGACAGCUUUGAUCUCUACUAUGGGCUAUUUAUGUACAAUGAGAAUGCCAUGGAGCAGCUCGAGAGGCUGAACCUGGCGUUUGAGGAGCUGAAGAAGGAGCUGUUUGGGCAUCUGCACGAGGUUCUCAGAAAACAGCUGUUCGGCAAGUCUGAGGAGGGUGGGCCACGCAGAAGGCCCGUGCUUGCUAAAUUGCCAAAGAAUGGGACGCCGUUGUUGCCAUCGCCAUCCGAGACGACUCUGAACAACAAGGCGAAUUAG